CGCGCCAGGGAGGUUGUCGGGAGGGGGGAGCGAAGAAAACGAGCGGCGGACGAACCGAAAAAACGCUCGACGCUGUGUUUGAGGAACUUUGAUCCUGGCGGGCCACCAUUCCGGAAGUGGAAUUUAGAGGAAGAAAGUACCGGAGUUGCAGGGGGAUAGGUAAAUUUCUCAAGGUUAUAGGUUGGGGUUCUUAGAACUUUUUGUGGUGUGUGUUGGCCUAGAGCGACUCAAAAGUGUUAGUCACCUCACCUAAAGAAGCUAACCUCUCUGCUGAGCGCGACCGGCAUGUGGCGCAGGAUGAGCCUCGGGGCUUCUGGUAAGAGUCCGUCUGAGAAAGCCGGUCUGCGCUGUUCCUUGGUGGCGACCUUAAUUAUGAGAUGAGCUAAUGCUUUACUGACUUACCAUGGCGCAGCGGGCAGUGUGGCUCAUAAGCCACGAACCGGGAACUCCACUUUGUGGCACCGUGAGAUUCUCCAGACGGUAUCCAACUGUUGAAAAACGAGCCAGAGUCUUCAAUGGAGCAAGUUAUGUGCCUGUUCCCGAAGACGGUCCCUUUCUUAAAGCACUGCUCUUUGAACUUAGAUUAUUGGAUGAUGAUAAAGACUUUGUUGAGAGUCGUGAUAGCUGUUCACGCAUCAAUAAAACAUCCGUUUAUGGACUCCUGAUAGGAGGUGAAGAACUCUGGCCAGUUGUUGCUUUUCUGAAGAAUGACAUGAUAUAUGCCUGUGUUCCACUAGUUGAACAAACUCUGUCACCUCGACCACCAUUAAUUAGUGUUAGUGGAGUUUCACAAGGCUUUGAAUUUCUUUUUGGGAUACAGGAUUUUCUUUAUUCAGGUCAAAAAAAUGACUCUGAGCUAAAUACAAAAUUGAGCCAGUUGCCUGACUUGCUUCUGCAGGCUUGUCCAUUUGGUACUUUAUUAGAUGCUAACUUACAGAAUUCAUUAGAUAAUACCAACUUUGCAUCUGUGACUCAGCCACAAAAACAGCCAGCUUGGAAAACUGGAACGUACAAAGGAAAACCACAAGUUUCUAUUUCUAUCACUGAAAAGGUAAAAUCCAUGCAAUAUGAUAAACAGGGUGUAGCGGAUACAUGGCAAGUUGUUGGAACAGUGACUUGCAAGUGUGAUUUGGAAGGAAUCAUGCCAAAUGUUACCAUCAGCUUGAGUCUCCCCACCAAUGGAUCUCCACUUCAGGAUAUUCUAGUUCAUCCUUGUGUAACUUCUCUUGACUCUGCAAUUCUGACUUCUAGUAGUAUUGAUGCAAUGGAUGACUCUGCAUUUAGUGGGCCUUACAAAUUUCCAUUCACUCCACCUUUAGAGUCAUUCAACUUAUGCUACUACACUUCCCAGGUCCCUGUCCCACCAAUUUUGGGUUUUUAUCAAAUGAAGGAGGAAGAAGUACAACUAAGAAUAACCAUUAAUUUAAAACUUCAUGAAAGUGUGAAAAAUAAUUUUGAAUUCUGUGAAGCCCAUAUACCUUUUUACAAUAGAGGUCCAAUUACACAUUUGGAAUACAAAACUAGUUUUGGCCAGCUUGAAGUAUUUCGAGAGAAAAGCUUAUUGAUCUGGAUUAUUGGCCAGAAGUUCCCCAAAUCAAUGGAAAUUAGUCUUUCUGGAACUGUAACUUUUGGAGCCAAGAGCCAUGAGAAGCAGCCAUUUGACCCAAUUUGUAUUGGACAAACAGCAUAUUUAAAGCUUCAUUUUAGGAUCUUAGAUUACACACUUACUGGAUGUUAUGCAGAUCAGCAUUCAGUUCAAGUUUUUGCAUCAGGAAAACCAAAAAUAAGUGCACACCGGAAACUAAUUUCUUCUGAUUAUUACAUCUGGAAUUCUAAAGCCCCUGCUCCAGUAACAUAUGGAUCAUUAUUAUUGUAAUAGUCUCAUGUUUAAAUGGGAUUAUAUAAUGAUAACAGUUUAAAGAAAAUCAUAAUCUUAUAUUUUAAUGUGGAUGCAUAUAACCUGUGAGUGAAAAAUCACUGAAUGAUUUAAUUGUAAAAGUAGUCUCAUGUACUGUUUGUAGUGUGAUAGAGCUUGAAAGGACGUUUUAAAAGCUAAUGUCUCCAAUUUUGUUAACCUUUGAUUUUAUGCCAGUAUAAUUCUGGACAUAGAAAAGUAGUGAUUCACUUGGGCUCAUUUUAGACUAGUCCUGGGUCACCCUGCCACACUUGUUUCCUAGUGUUUCUGUGGCAGACAUUGCUAAUCAAUUACAGCCCUUUUCUGUACUGCGCCUUGGAUAAAGGGUCAGGCUCCUUUUCAGUUCAGAGAUUCAGGCAGCCACUCCCAGUGGGUUGUAGAUAACAUGCAAGAUAAAAACUAUUUUCUCUUCCAAAUCUAAGUACUAAGCUCCUAGUAUAAGGUGUUGUUACAGAAUACCAGAGACCAUAUUAUAAACAACUACAUCUCUUCAAAAAACAGCCAACAGAGACAAAGGAAAAGUGUUUAAAUAGUAGCCUGUUCUUCUUAAUCAGAACUAUCCUAUUGAUUAAUAAAGAAUUUGCAUAAUUCUACUUAAGGUGUGUAAUCUCUGUUCUAGAGUUAGUUUUUAAGUAAGCUUGUUAAUCUACCACAAUGACAUUUUGCUUAGGAUGUCAGUAGCCAUAUUAAGAUGUGUGGAAUAUCUUCAGAAGAUGAUCAUAGUGUUUUGUAAUCAUUUAAUGUCUGCAGCCAAAUUUUUAAAGGUAAUUUAGAUCUAAUACUGCUCUUGCUGUGUCUAAUUAAGUUAAAAUUAAUGAAUGAAUUCUGGUAAAAAUUCAAAAGGCACUCUGUGAGUAGAGAGUAUCAUUUAAGCUUAUUUUAGUCACAUGUAAUAUAUAUCUCCUUAAAGCUGUCACUCUCACUUUCUUACCAUUCUCUUGAUUUCUUCAGAAACCAUCUAGUCAUCCUCUUUAUCCUCUACCUGCUUCUGCAAUUAUAUGUCAUAUUAUGUUUUCAGAGCAGUUCAUUGUCAAGUUGGACUUUAAGUGACAAUUCAAGAAAAGAUGAAAUCUCGCGAACCUCAAAACUUCAUUCAUGUCUUUUUACAAAUGAGAAAAAAUAUAUGCAUUAAAGAUUAAUACUCAAUUUGAUUAUA
Messenger RNA from Nomascus leucogenys (northern white-cheeked gibbon), 3071 nucleotides. RefSeq names its product adaptor related protein complex 5 subunit mu 1 (gene AP5M1). Gene Ontology annotation, cellular component: AP-type membrane coat adaptor complex; cytosol; late endosome. The record is from RefSeq and is a predicted model, not a curated record. Gene Ontology annotation, biological process: endosomal transport. Lineage: Eukaryota; Metazoa; Chordata; Mammalia; Primates; Hylobatidae.